AUGCUUGGCUGUGACCUGUUCUACGGCCUGGAUCUAGUGCAUGAGUAUCAGCAGGAGAUGGACGAGUUAGCUGAGCAGCUUCGCCGUCAGUCGCAUUCUUCCGAAAUACCCACUCACACUAGCUUGUUCGAGGUAGGUAAAUCAAGCAAUACGACGGAGAGAGACGUUACUCCCACCCCGCAAAAACAAGCACAGCAGCGAACGAUCAACAAUGUUGCCUCAUUUACGUGGGAGAAGAAGGACACUCAACAACUCCACCCAGCUAUCCAACCAGAGUAUCGUUCGAUGUUCCAUCACCGCAGCCGCGGCGUCAAGGCAAACGUGCUGUCUCAGGGUCCGAAUAUUAGCAGCAAUGUGGAGGACCUAACAAGCAAUUCAUCGAAGAGGGAUUACGUUUCGCCUUAUGCCACUAAACCACCACACGACAAAGGAGAUCCGAUGGUCAACAGCGAGGAUUCAACUAGCAAUGCGUCUGAGGAAGGUGCCGAGUCAUGGAAUAUAUGCCGCGCGCCCACCAAAGAAACGGAGAACGUCCCUUCUUGA
Messenger RNA from Hyaloscypha bicolor E, 543 nucleotides. RefSeq lists its product as uncharacterized. The transcript has a single exon. Lineage: Eukaryota; Fungi; Ascomycota; Leotiomycetes; Helotiales; Hyaloscyphaceae. Bases 1 to 543 code for a protein of 180 amino acids. The record is from RefSeq and is a predicted model, not a curated record.